UCCCGCCCGCUGGGCGCAGCGGCGAGCAGGAGCCGGGACGCGGGCCGGGCGCCGGGCCCGGCCGGGACGCGCUAGGCCGCAGGCUCGGCGCACACAAAACCUUCCCCGCCUUCUCGGAUCUCCCGAACCGGUGAGCGGGAGCGGCCAGGAACCGGGCUUUCCACUGGGAAGACACUCGGUGCUCGGCAUCAGGGCCGGAGAGGGGACAAUUAUACAGCUAGAUGUGCGGCAUUGAGGGAUCGCAAGUCCCGGACUUGGGGGAACAUGUCUUGAGCAGCUGGACGACUUCGGCUUUGCUGAUGAAAUGGAGUACAGGUGGCUUCGCUGCCCCACACUACAGGUCAGCGGCUCGGGGCCGGGGCACCGCCGCAGCCGCCCCUCCGCACCCAAUUCCGGGGCCAGGCCGCAGACCCCAGGCGGCUCGCCCCGCCCCGCCGCGCCUCCCUAAACAUCUCCCGCUGCAAAUGGCCCAAUCGGGAGACUCGACGAGCAACACGAGCCAAUCAGAGGCUGCUGAUUCAGGCUUCCCUCCACCCUUUGCCCCGCCCCCAGUAGGAAAUACCACCGCCCCCCUGUCGCCCCUUCCCACCCCACCCCAGAUCCCCGGAGGUGGCUCACCAGCUCCUAGCCUCGCCGGGAUGAAGUGGAGUAGCCCGCCGAGGCGGCGGCGUUUGUCACCUUGUCACCCACAUCCUCGCCCCUCCCAUACACCCUCCUCCCUUUCCCAGUCCUCCUGCUGGUGCUGUUGA
This is a messenger RNA of Hipposideros armiger (great roundleaf bat), 749 nucleotides long. Its product is annotated as formin-like protein 3. The record is from RefSeq and is a predicted model, not a curated record. Lineage: Eukaryota; Metazoa; Chordata; Mammalia; Chiroptera; Hipposideridae. The transcript has 3 exons. Bases 222 to 749 code for a protein of 175 amino acids.